Molecule: messenger RNA, 366 nt
Organism: Prunus armeniaca (apricot)
Lineage: Eukaryota; Viridiplantae; Streptophyta; Magnoliopsida; Rosales; Rosaceae
Source: the annotation of a GenBank genome assembly
AUGGUUGCAACUCGGCCAAGGAAAAGUGGCCGCACCUUACGUCAACCUAGCCCGUCUCAAGUAGCAAGUCGCCUAACUGCCAAGGCCACAGGUGCUCAUCGUGUAAGAAGAAGAACAUGUCCAACAACCUCUACCUACAAGGAUCGAGCUACUUAUUCAAGCGCUCCUAAUGAAAGUUGUAUAGUGUAUGAUCAAAUAAGUCAUAGCCCAAUAGCGGUCGGAGGCGCCGAGAUACAUCAACCAUCUUCGCUUGAAAUCGAUUGCACUUCACUCCCUCGGAACUAUCGCUUACCCGAAUUCAUAUUAUUUUUCGCGGAUGGGCAUACAUCUUCAAUUGAGGAUAUUGGCCGUUUUAUGGCCCAAUGA